Messenger RNA from Talaromyces atroroseus, 2337 nucleotides. RefSeq lists its product as hypothetical. The record is from RefSeq and is a predicted model, not a curated record. Lineage: Eukaryota; Fungi; Ascomycota; Eurotiomycetes; Eurotiales; Trichocomaceae. Bases 1 to 2337 code for a protein of 778 amino acids. Gene Ontology annotation, cellular component: transcription factor TFIIIC complex. The transcript is spliced from 5 exons. Gene Ontology annotation, biological process: transcription initiation at RNA polymerase III promoter. Gene Ontology annotation, molecular function: histone acetyltransferase activity.
AUGGGAGACGCUAUCGAACUGAAUCUUUCCCCUUCGUGCUACAAUUGCCUAAGUUGGUCUAGCGACGGCGAGCUUGCAGUAGCAGCCGGCGACUCCAUUCAUCUACAACUCCCUCAAUGGAAACCAAAAUAUGUCCACCCCCUUUUUGAAAAAGAGAAAUCCAUGCCAUGGACAUCAGCCAAGGUCCGGGCCAAUGUUUUCACCAAUAAAGAGUGGAAAACCGAGUGGCCGUCUGACAGGGAUUCCUUCUCGAUCGGAGCAGAGCAAUCACUAAGUACCGUGGCUGCGCUGGCGUGGUCUCACCAAGGUCUUGGAUUGCAUCGGCGAUGUGUGCUUGCUGUGCUAACAUCCAACCUCGUGUUAUCAUUAUAUGAAGCAGACGGGCAGAGGAGAACCUGGUCCCGCGCUGCUAUUGUCAACAAAGCUCUUGAAAAAUAUUUCCGAGCGAAAGUAGAGCGCUCCAGGGACAGCCCAGGAGAGUUUCUGCGCAAGACCAGGAUUCGCUCUUUCACUUGGUGCCCCCCGUUGAAAAACAUCCAACAUGACCGUGCAGAUGUGCGAUGGGGUGAGCAUAUACUUACAGUUGCGACAGAUGACAAUGAUGUCGUUCUGAUACGUGUAAGACGCAACAACUCAUCUUCAGGGCCCACUACUAGCCAGUACUCUAUGGACGUGAUUGCCCGCUUCACACUAAACAAUGCCGCUAGGAACUACAGCAUGCUCCCCAAGGGGUCACUGUGGGCAGGUGCUCUAGAGUCGAAAUCUAGAAUAUUACAUAUUGCAUGUGGUCCAUGGAGCAGAAUGGCCGAAGAGAAUAGUGGCGGAGAGUCGAGGGUGACUUUUGGGGCUCUGAUUGCACUUGCGCUUGGCUCUAAUUUGCAUUUCAUUCAUGCACAGGCCAGUCUGAUUUCUGGAGACGAUCUGACAGUGUCAAUUGAAGGACAGCUCUCCUACUACCCAAAUAUCCCACAUUCCGAGCCUAAGACGCUAGAAGAUAUCAACUUCACCGGUCCGCUGAGUUGGAUCCCUAUAGAUGCUUCGAGGCUAUCACUAACCGUAGGCUCUCUCGGCGGGCGAGUCACACUUCGUUUCGAAAACAAUGCGUAUGACAAGUUACUUACACGGACAGAUCACGAAAGAGCCAAUAUCGCCUUCCAUCAGCGAUCAUUUGAAGAGAGUAAAGGCUAUAAAAGCAUUGGGGCUAUGUACUCCCAACACAAUGAGCCUAUAACAGGAAUUGUAGCUCCGCAGUCAUUAGUGAAUGCUAAUGAUAAUCGCUCGAUGUAUCUAACGACUCUUGGCCUCUUUUUGGAAGCAGUUCCUCUCUCUACGAUUGGAACUCCCUUGGAAGAGACUCUCUCAAGAGUCUACGCUCCAUGGACGACCCAUAUGGAGCGCUACCGACAAAAAUACGACAUUCAAUACGAACUAGGCGACAUGGCUAUUGUGCGCACAUGGGGUCUCAGCACAUUCGAUGGCUGGACAGCCGUCGCUUUCACAAUGCAUCCCGGCGACGUCCUUGAAUACACGACCAGGGCCGAAGAGAACACCAUUAUAAUCUUCACGCACCCAGAUCCCAACGCGGUAUUUCCCAAACCCGCAGAAAUAUCCGACGAACUAACAGCAACGAAACGCGCGGAAAUCCUACAAUACAUCCUCUCUUCAGCCAACAAACUUCGCUGGUGUGACCUGCGCUCCGCCAGACUCGUCUAUGCAGCAUGCGUCUACGCCAUCAACUUGCAUUAUCAUUACCAUGCUAAACAACACGACCUCCUCCGCCUCGCGCGUCAAGCACUCUCACAUCUUUCCGCCGUCUUCAACCUCCCAAUCACCGAAGAACUAUCAUACUGCGAUUCCGAACAAGAUACUACCGCCAGCAGUAACAACCCUCUGGGCGCCACGCCCAAACCAGCAUCCCUACUAGAAGGGCCAGGGGGCUGGAUCUUCGAAAAAUGCCAAACAUGCUUCCGCCGCAAAAACGAGAACGUCGGCUUGAGCUGGCAAAAUCCGAAUACAGCCAUAUGCGGGAAUGGACAUGCUUGGAAUCGAUGUGCCUUGACAUUUCUCGCCAUCCAACAACCAUACACCUCCAUGUUCUGCUCAAUAUGCGACACUAGCGUGCUCUCGAGAGACAAAGGCGUCAACUACACACUAGAAGGAAUCAAUCUAUCAACAAAUUCUCAGCAGCAGCAGCACGAACAACAACAGCACAAUGAUGGAUCUGAGACGGACAAUGCUGUAGCCGAGUUUGAUCCAAAGAGGAGGGAAUUAUAUGAUCUCUUAUAUGACAGAUAUGAUACUUGCGCGUAUUGCGGUGGGAAGUAUCAAGAUGAAUGA